This is a messenger RNA of Dryobates pubescens (Downy woodpecker), 1331 nucleotides long. RefSeq names its product transmembrane p24 trafficking protein 3 (gene TMED3). NCBI's taxonomy places the organism in Eukaryota, Metazoa, Chordata, Aves, Piciformes, Picidae. Gene Ontology annotation, biological process: Golgi organization; endoplasmic reticulum to Golgi vesicle-mediated transport; intracellular protein transport. Gene Ontology annotation, cellular component: COPI vesicle coat; COPII-coated ER to Golgi transport vesicle; endoplasmic reticulum. The coding region runs from base 1 to 669 and encodes 222 amino acids. The record is from RefSeq and is a predicted model, not a curated record. The transcript is spliced from 3 exons.
AUGCGGAGCGGGAUGGGGGCCGGGGUGCGGAGCGGGAUGGGGGCCGGGGUGCGGGCUCUGGCCGUGCUGCUGUGGGCGCUGCGGGCCGGUGGCACCGAGCUGACCUUCGAGCUGCCCGACAAUGCCAGGCAGUGUUUCCACCAGCAGCUGGAGCGCGGCACCAAGUUCACGCUGGAUUACCAGGUGAUCACCGGGGGACACUAUGACGUGGACUGCUCGGUGGAGGACCCCAACGGCCGGACCCUCUACAAGGAGGCCAAGAAGCAGUACGACAGCUUCCCGCACCGCACCGAGGUGGAGGGCGUCUACACCUUCUGCUUCAGCAAUGAGUUCUCCACCUUCUCCCACAAAACCAUCUACUUUGACUUCCAGGUGGGCGAGGAGCCGCCCAUCCUGCCCGCCAUGAGCAGCCGCGUCACUGCCCUCACACAGAUGGAAUCCGCCUGUGUCACCAUCCAUGAGGCGCUGAACUCGGUGAUCGACUCCCAGACCCACUACCGGCUGCGGGAGGCGCAGGACCGGAGCCGCGCUGAAGACCUCAACAGCCGCGUCUCCUACUGGUCGGUGGGGGAAACCUUCAUCCUCUUCGUGGUCAGUAUCGGGCAAGUGGUGCUGCUCAAGAGCUUCUUCACAGAGAAGAGACCCGGCAGCGGCAGGGCUGGCACCUAGCGCCGCUCGGUGCCCGGACUGCGGCGGGGAGCGGGGGGGGCGGCGUUCUCCUGGAUCAUGCUUUGUUCCUGUUCAUCACAAGGUGCUUCCCUGGGGAGGUGGCCCGGGGGGGAGCGGGGGAUGAUGGCACGCUGCCGACCCAGGCGGGAAAUGGUCAGCCCACAGGGGCAUCCCUCAUCAAUCGCCCUGACAUCACCUCCCACUUCACCUCCGCCUGCUCUGAGCCCAGUCCCCUUGCCUGGGUGGCCCAACACCUCUUACCAGCUCCUCUGGGGAAGUGGCUGGGCACUGGGAUUUGGCAUCAGCACCAUAACCCCUUGUCCAAUACCUUCUAUGGGGUUGGCAUCAACACCCUGACCCCUCACCCAACAUGUAUGGGGGGUAUUUUCCUACAUGAGUCCAUGCCUGGGGCUGAGGCUGUGCCCAUCAGACAGCAAGAGCAGGCACAGCUCUGCCCCAACUUGUGCCAGGGAAGCUCCAUCCCCACCUCAACAACAGCACUCCUGGGACUGCCACCCCAUUCUCUGGAGCCCCACAAAACACAGACUUCCCUGGCAACCCCGGGGAGACCAUCCUGUGUGAGAGCCCUGGGGUAGCUAACCACUGCUGCCAGCCCUUCAGCAUUUCACUUUGCCACUAGGUAAUAAACCCCUGUGACCGUG